This is a messenger RNA of Folsomia candida, 1920 nucleotides long. Its product is annotated as AP2-associated protein kinase 1. NCBI's taxonomy places the organism in Eukaryota, Metazoa, Arthropoda, Collembola, Entomobryomorpha, Isotomidae. Bases 93 to 1790 code for a protein of 565 amino acids. Gene Ontology annotation, cellular component: cytoplasm. Gene Ontology annotation, molecular function: ATP binding; AP-2 adaptor complex binding; protein serine/threonine kinase activity. The record is from RefSeq and is a predicted model, not a curated record. The transcript has 7 exons. Gene Ontology annotation, biological process: protein phosphorylation; positive regulation of Notch signaling pathway; regulation of clathrin-dependent endocytosis.
AACCAAAAAACCUUAAAUCCACACAAAAAAAUCCACCCAUUCACACAACUUCCUCCAAACUCCACUCCCCCUCUUGUCUCCCCCCCACCACGAUGAAAAAACUCCUGAACAAAACCACGAAACUAGUCGAGGACCACACUCCCACCUCCUCCCCAAAUUCCUCCAACCCGCAAAAGUCCACCCAACCCCCCGAACCCUUGACAAACUCGAAAAACUCCUCCGCCAUCACCUCCACCCAACCGAAUUCUUUGAUAGGAAAAACGUGUAAACUCCAAAACCACACGGUCACAAUCGACGAAGUGAUAGCCGAAGGCGGAUUCGGCGUCGUUUUCUUAGCGAAAAAUACCUCCUCGAAGAAAGAGUUUGCCUUUAAAAGGAUCGUCGUCAAUAAUGAAACGGAUUUCGGAGUGGCGGAGAAGGAAAUUCAGUUUUUGGCCACCCUCACGACAAAGCAGAACCCGCACCUGCUCCCCCUCCUCGACUACCAAAUAAACAAACUCACCUCGGACAUCACAGAGAUAAUUUCACUCACCCCAUUUUGCAAAUCCAGCUUGUUAAAUGUUCUCAACAAGGCCGUCGCUUCGAAAACGACACUCUCACCCCCCCAAAUCCUCCGGACCCUCUCCCAAAUAAUCCUCGGCGUGGAGACGAUGCACAACUUCACCCCAAACCAAAUAAUCCAUCGCGAUUUAAAAAUAGAAAACAUUCUCGAAAGCGGAUCCACGUUUAUAAUUUGUGAUUUUGGUUCCGCAACGAAUAAAAUAUGGGAUCCAGAAGUACAUUCCAUUCUCAAUAUCCAAGAAGAUUUAGAAAAAUACACAACCCUCGCGUAUCGGGCGCCCGAAAUGGUGGAUCUCUACUCGGGAAGAGGACCCAUCACCACCAAAAGUGAUAUUUGGGCCUUGGGGGUCUUGGUUUACAAGAUGUGCUACUUCACGACCCCCUUUGGCGACUCGAUCCUCGCGAUUCAAAAUGCAAAAAAAUUGGACUUUCCCCUGCAGCCGUCGUAUCCCCUGGAGCUGCAACUGCUAAUAAAUUACAUGCUCCUACCCGAUCAAACUAAUCGACCAGAUAUCAACCAGUUAUCAGAACUCGUUCACGCCAUGCUCGAAACGCCCAAUCCUCUUGGUAAACCGGCGAGUAGACCGUGGAAUUUCCAAGAAAUCUCGGAUCACUUUAAAAACUUAGCCACUGAAAUUAGUCCACCUGAUGCGGGUGGGGGUGGUGCGGGGGGGAAUAAAAAAAUGGCAGCUGUCGUGCUGGAAACGAGUGUGACGCCGAGACAACGGCCAAAAGCUAAUAACUCUUCGGUGGCGGUGGCGGCAGUGGAUAUUCCUGCGAAGGUCGUCGCUAUUAUUCCGCCUCCGAAAUCGCCGAAACCCGAGAGGAAGAUUAACGAGAAUGAGGGGGCCACCACCUCCCAAACGUCAUCCCCAUUUCCGACGACGGAUGAUUCCCUGCCGCCCGUCGUGGCCUCGUGGAAUCCCUUUGAAACGGACACCUUCACCUCUACAACCACCACCACCACGACGAAUUCUACUACUGACCCCACCGACGACCCCUUUGCGAACGCCCCAUUUGACUACUUUAAGUACGCGCCUGAUGGGAGGGACGGCCGCGACGACUCUCUGUUAAUGGACGUAGCUGGAAUGUCUCUAAAUCCAUUCCUCACCCCUUCUGAACCUAUUUUAUUAAGUAAUAAAAUGGAUAAUGCGGAAUUUGAACAAAACAAUAUCGUCGUCGUCACGAAAAAACCAAAAGGCGUGACGAAUUACUCGUUCGAAGAUUAAUGUGCGAUGCGUGCUACAUUCCUGUUUUUUGUGAUGCGUUUUGUGAUUUUUUUAUUAGCGUUGUUGUUAAAAGAAAGGUGCGAAUUUAGGAGGGAGAAGAGUUUUAGCAAUAAAUUAUAUUGGGUGGAAA